Molecule: messenger RNA, 3315 nt
Organism: Numida meleagris (helmeted guineafowl)
Lineage: Eukaryota; Metazoa; Chordata; Aves; Galliformes; Numididae
Gene: SLITRK3
Product: SLIT and NTRK like family member 3
Exons: 3
Coding region: 1264-3315 (683 amino acids)
Biological process (GO): regulation of presynapse assembly; positive regulation of synapse assembly; axonogenesis
Cellular component (GO): GABA-ergic synapse; postsynaptic density membrane
Molecular function (GO): protein binding
Source: RefSeq, a predicted model, not a curated record
GGAGGGGGAGGGGGGCAAAACCUUCUCGUUCUCACGCGUGGAAGGCAAAAAGGACCUUUUCUGUGGGGAGAUUAAGACUAAAAGCAGUGAUCGCUCGGAAUAAUUCCAAUGGGCAUUUCAGGGAUUCAAGGAAGGCUGCAUCACCGCCGCUAUUCUCGCCGCCCUUAGCAUUGCUCUGUGCCCAUACGUUUAAAAUAUCGGGUGCAAGGAAGGGGGAAACCGUAUGUUGAAGGAGCUGCAUCUCAUUAGCACAGUAUUAUUUGCAUCUGAUUGAUUGGAGAAGAACGGUGCCUUCAUUCGGAAGCGCAUAGAGUAGGAUAGAUAAUUUACCGGCUGGUAAGUGCCAAGGCAUUUUCUCUUCCACUUUCAGCUUUCUAACCGGGUCUCCUGCUUGGUGCUGGGGCACAGAACAGCCUACCCCGAGGCAGGCUGAGCGCUCCAUCCUGGGUGCCUCCGAGCUGUCACUUCCCCUUAGAUCCGCUGAUCGCAUGGGCAUGUGCUUUAGCAAGAUUAAUCAUCUCUAAACGCUUUAAUCAGCUAAAAUGACUAAUAUGUGGUAUGUAUUUAUCUGAUCGUUUACCAGCUGCAAUAAUUCGUGGUUGUGUUUGGACGGGGACUGUUUUCCUUUAGAUCGGGGUUGUUAACCAUUUGCUGCUUUAGAGACGUUGUGGGGGUGCCGGAAGGGAAACGUUCCGGCAGGGACAUCAGCAAACCUCGCGUUCCCCCCAGCUUACCCACGGAAUACACGGAGCUGGCAGGGAGAGAGAUUCCGAAAUUCAGUAACUUUGGGAGUUUGCACGGAUGAGAGCUGUAGUGCGACAUCCCACCGAUGAGAUAUCCCCGGAUCCACGCGGGCGACGAUGGCUCUAAGCCUUUGCAAACAAGUAGCAACGCCGCGUGGUUGUGAACGCCGGCGCCGUGGUGCGACACACGCAGAGAUGCAACACGUCCUGGCUGUGUGCUCGUGUUGCUGUAGGGUCCGCAUGUGCUCUCCUCUUUAUAUAGGUGGCACUUCCCGGGGGGCGGAGGGAGGCUGGUAUCGCGUGAUUAAACCUUUACCAUCUCUUAGGUAUAAAUCAGGGCAAGGCUCGCUCAUCUGACACCCUCAGAGCGUGUCGUGAACAUCCAGCCAACCACUGCUGAACUUUCCAGGAGUCUUGACACAAGCCUGGCAGGUAGGGGCUCGGUACACGGAGCGAGGCAGGACAGGAAUACUGAACGUCUGCAUUUUGUUUCCCAUUGCAGUUCCGUAGACAUCAACAAAUGAUGAAACCUUCCUCGGCGGAGACGCUUCACAAAGGAAGGAUGUGGUGGAUAAUUCUUCUAAGCACAAUUGCUCUAGCAUGGACUACACCCAUUCCCUUGAUAGAGGACUCGGAGGAACUGGAUGAGCCUUGCUUCGAUCCAUGCUACUGUGAAGUGAAGGAGAGCCUUUUCCAUAUACAUUGCGACAACAAGGGAUUUAUAAAUAUUAGUCAGAUAACAGAGUCGUGGUCAAGACCUUUUAAACUUUAUCUGCAGAGGAAUUCCAUGAGGAAAUUGUACACCAACAGUUUUCUUCACUUGAACAAUGCUGUGUCCAUUAACCUUGGGAACAAUGCACUGCAGGACAUUCAGACGGGGGCUUUUAACGGGCUGCGGGUCCUGAAGAGGUUGUAUUUGCACGAGAACAAAUUGGACAUCUUCAGAAACGACACUUUCCUGGGUUUGGAAAGUCUGGAAUAUCUGCAGGCAGAUUACAAUGUCAUUAAGCGGAUUGAAAGCGGGGCGUUUCGAAACCUAAGUAAAUUGAGGGUCCUUAUCCUAAACGACAAUCUCAUCCCCAUGCUUCCCACCAACCUAUUUAAGUCCGUGUCCUUAACCCACUUGGACUUGCGCGGGAACAGGUUGAAAGUGCUCUCGUACCGCGGGAUGUUGGACCACAUUGGCAGGAGCCUGAUGGAGAUUCAGCUGGAGGAGAACCCGUGGAACUGCACGUGCGAGAUCGUGCAGCUGAAGAGCUGGCUGGAGCGCAUCCCCUACACCGCCUUGGUGGGGGACAUCACCUGCGAGACCCCCUUCCACUUCCACGGCAAGGACCUGCGGGAAAUCAAGCGGAGCAAGCUCUGCCCCAUGCUGUCCGACUCCGAGGUGGAAGCCAGCCUGGGCAUCCCCCAGCUGUCCUCCAGCAAGGAGAACGCGUGGCCCACCAAGCCCUCCUCCAUGCUGUCUUCCUUCCAUUUCACCGCUUCCUCGGUUGAGUACAAAACAUCCAACAAACAGCCCAAGCCCACCAAGCAGCCCCGGGCGCCCCGGCCGCCCCCGACGCCCCGCGGGCUGUACCCCGGGCCCAACCAGCCGCCCGUGGCCGCCUACCAGACCCGGCCCCCCAUCCCCAUCAUCUGCCCCACCGGCUGCUCCUGCAGCUUGCACAUCAACGACCUGGGCCUGACGGUCAACUGCAAGGAGCGGGGUUUCCACAACAUCUCCGAGCUCCUGCCCAGGCCCCUGAACGCCAAGAAGCUGUACCUGAGCGGGAAUUUGAUACAGAAAAUCUACCGCUCCGAUUUCUGGAAUUUUUCUUCUUUGGAUCUCUUACACCUGGGGAACAACCGGAUUUCCUACGUGCAGGACGGGGCUUUUAUCAACCUGCCCAAUCUCAAGAGCCUCUACCUGAACGGCAACGACAUCGAGCGGCUCACCCCGGGCAUGUUCCGGGGCCUGCAGAGCUUGCAUUACCUGUACUUCGAGUACAACCUGAUCAGGGAAAUCCAGCCGGCGGCCUUCAGCCUCAUGCCCAACCUGAAGCUGCUCUUCCUCAACGACAACCUGCUGCGCACCCUGCCCACCGACGCCUUCGCCGGCACCUCGCUGGCCCGGCUCAACCUCCGCAACAACCACUUCUUGGCGCUGCCGGUGGCCGGGGUGCUGGAGCACCUGCACGCCAUCGUCCAGAUCGACCUGAAGCUCAAUCCCUGGGACUGCACCUGCGAGCUGGUGCCGCUCAAGCAGUGGCUGGAGGCCCUCAGCUCGGUCAGCGUGGUGGGCGAGGUGCUGUGCGCCAGCCCCGAGCGCUUGGCCCGCCGCGACCUCCGCGCCCUGGAGCUGGCCGCGUGGUAUCAGCUUCAGCAGCUCAGCGUGUGGUGGUGCUCAGAGCCGUGCUGUAAAUCUGUCGCUGUGUGUUUGCUUUGCUCACUCAUCGACUGUACUCACGUUCUUCCUACAGGUGGAGAGGACAGGAGCCACCAGCAACACGACAGAAAGGUCUCUACAGGUUGUCGAUAUGCAGUGGUCUCCAUUUCUGGAGGACUGAUGUAUGCUAGCAGCAGCUCUUGA